ACGAGGAUGAUCCACGUCGUCAUCAAUCCGGCGGCAGGCGGGCAAAUCUCGGAACGGCUUUUUACAGAGGAGAUUGAACCAAGGCUGAAGGCCAAGAGCCGACGCUUCGAUGUGCAUCGGACCGAAAGUCCCGGCGAUGGCGCCCGUAUCGCCUCGCUAAUCCGCUCGAGCCUGGACAAGGAAGGAGACGAGCUGCAGGUCAUUCUAGUUGGUGGAGACGGCACGACGCACGAGGUUACUAACGGGCUCAUGGGCCAGCCUGGGAGCCAAGGGAGGUACACACCACCACCGAGGACGAGCAUCGCACUGGUACCUGCAGGGACGGCCAACGCGCUCUAUGCGUCUCUCUACCCGCCGGAUCAAGGCGGUGCCAGUGCUGAGGAGGAGGGCGAUGCUUGGCGGAUGAAGAGCCUCGAGAAGAUGCUCGACACAGAAAGCUCGGGCAGCAUGUACCCCCUUGCCCUUGCUAGCGUCUCGACGAUAGCCGGUGACAGUGGGACUGGCCACAGCGAGAAGACGACGCUUGCGCACCUCAUCACGUCGCAUGCGCUCCAUGCCUCGAUCCUGGCCGACUCCGAAGCGCUUCGAGCGACCCACCCAGGCAUUGAAAGAUUCAAGAUGGCAGCCGAGCAGAACACCAUCGUUUGGACGCAGGCUACACUCAAGCUGCGGCCCUUGGACACGCACGGCAAUGCAGUCUUCCGCUACGAUCCGUUCGCCAAGGACUUUGUCAAAGAGGACGCCAGCACCCUCGACGGACCCUUUGUCUAUGUGGCCUGCCUCUCGACCGAUCGGUUGGAGCCGCACUUUGUCCCGGGCCCAUUCUCUGGUCCAGCUCGCUCAUGCCCGGAGCCGCGGCUGGCGCGACCCGAGGAUGCGCUGGACCUCCUGCUGAUCCGGCCGUGCAGGGACCCAGCCGUCGUGCAGUCCCUCAAGCGCAGCAUCGACGAGAUUCAAAAUUGGUCCGGCGACGACACGGCCGACGUUCGCAUUCAAUUUGCCCAGAAAAGGCUGGGCCCGAUCAUGUUCAAGGGCGUGUACAGCGGAGGAAAACAUGUUGGAUUCACGUACCCUGCCCAGCCUGACGGCGACAUAGACGAGGCCUCAGAGGGCAGGGGGGACCAAGUUGUAGCCUGCGAGUACAUUCGGUGUGGCGGAUACGAAUGGACGCCGGCGCAGGCAGACGCCAAGGCAAAGAGGACCUGCAUCGAUGGAACGGUG
Molecule: messenger RNA, 1221 nt
Organism: Acaromyces ingoldii
Lineage: Eukaryota; Fungi; Basidiomycota; Exobasidiomycetes; Exobasidiales; Cryptobasidiaceae
Exons: 1
Biological process (GO): sphingosine biosynthetic process
Cellular component (GO): cytoplasm; intracellular membrane-bounded organelle; membrane
Source: RefSeq, a predicted model, not a curated record